This is a messenger RNA of Gossypium arboreum, 897 nucleotides long. RefSeq names its product bidirectional sugar transporter SWEET12-like. Gene Ontology annotation, biological process: carbohydrate transport. Gene Ontology annotation, cellular component: membrane. The coding region runs from base 1 to 897 and encodes 298 amino acids. The transcript is spliced from 6 exons. Lineage: Eukaryota; Viridiplantae; Streptophyta; Magnoliopsida; Malvales; Malvaceae. The record is from RefSeq and is a predicted model, not a curated record. Gene Ontology annotation, molecular function: sugar transmembrane transporter activity.
AUGGCGUUAAUUUCUGCAGAUAAUCCUUGGGUUUUCAUCUCUGGUCUCUUAGGUAACAUUUCUUCCUUGGUGGUUUUCCUUGCUCCACUACCAACAUUUAUCCGAGUUUGUAAGAAGAAAUCAACAGAAGGCUUCCAAUCAAUCCCAUACGUAGUUUCACUCUUCAGUGCUAUGCUUUGGAUAUACUAUGCCUAUGUCAAGACCGGAGCUUUCCUCCUUAUUACCAUUAACUCCUUCGGUUGUGUCAUUGAGACCCUUUACAUUGCUCUCUACAUUACUUAUGCUUCAAAGGAAGCUAGGAUAUUUACCUUAAGGAUACUUUUAUUGCUGGAUUUUGGGGUAUUUUGUGCUAUUCUUCUAAUCACCCACUUUUUAGCCAAAGGUUCCAAUCGAGUCCAACUUCUUGGAUGGAUCAGUGUAGUGUUUGCUACAAGUGUAUUUGCUGCACCUUUAAGCAUCAUAAGGCAGGUUAUUCGUACCGAAAGUGUGGAGUUCAUGCCAUUUUAUUUAUCAAUUAUGCUUACUCUAAGUGCUAUUAUGUGGCUUUUGUAUGGCAUAUUCCUUAAAGAUUUAUAUAUUGCGAUUCCCAAUGUUCUGGGUUUCAUCUUCGGGAUGCUUCAAAUGGUGUUACAUGCAGUAUAUAGGAAGCACAAGACAGUGUCCGAGGAUGUCAAGUUACCAGAACACUGUGUCGAUGUUACAAACGUGAGCGCGGUUACGGAUUCCCAUAAUCAUCGGGUGCGGGAAACCGUGAGCUCAUCCGAGCCACCCCAAGUUCACGAUCAUAGAAUGAUUGGGAUGACCUGCAAAUCACAGAAUUAUCAAAGUGAUCAAAGGGAGGAAAUCAUGGAUUCCCCUAACCCUAAUCCUAACCUGCUAGGAACAUGUGAAGCUUGA